AUUUAACUCUUUUUAGGUUGAAGUGUAUAAAUGCAGUUAAUAUAAAUAAACUAUAUAAGAUAGGCUAUUCAUACAAACAGAUUAGUGAGUUUCAAAUAUUUUAAAAUAUGGAAAAAUACGAGGUGAUUGGAACGUUGGGAGAAGGAUCUUUUGGAAGAGUUUACAAGGCUAAACAACGAUCAUCAGGAUCUUUUGUAGCUCUCAAAGUUAUUAGUAAAAGAGGUAGAUCUGUUAAAGAAUUGAAAGGUUUCAGAAGAGAAUGUGAAAUUCAAAGGGAUUUGCACCAUCCAAAUAUUAUACAAAUGUUGGAUUCCUUUGAAACGGAAAACGAGAUUGUUGUUAUUACUGAAUUUGCUCAUAAGGAAUUGACGGGUGUUUUGGGAAAAGUUGGAUAUUUAUCAGAAGAUAAAGUACAAAAAAUUGUAUGGGAUCUAGUUUCUGCUCUGUAUUAUUUACAUUCUAAUAGAGUUCUUCACAGGGACUUAAAACCUCAAAAUAUCUUACUAGAUAUAAAUAAUGCUGCAAAACUGUGUGACUUUGGGUUUGCCAGAAACAUGAGUACUGGAACACAUGUACUAACAUCUAUUAAAGGUACGCCAUUAUACAUGGCUCCAGAACUAAUAGAUGAACAACCUUAUGAUUACACUGCUGAUCUUUGGUCAUUGGGUUGUAUAAUUUAUGAAUUAUUGAUGGGAUCACCACCAUUUUGUACUGCUUCGAUAUUACAUCUAAUAAGACUUAUAAGACACGAACAAAUUCAGUGGCCUACAUUUUUGUCAGAUAACUGUAUUUCAUUUCUUAAGGGGUUGCUUCAGAAGAAUCCAUUGAAAAGAUUAACAUGGGAGGAAAUUUUGGAACAUCCAUUUGUUAAAGGACACAUUAUUAUUGUAACUAACACUUCAGCUCAACCUUUGACUAGGCCCUUAUCCCCAAAUACAUCCCAUGCUAAAGAACAGCAGAGAAAAGAAAGUAUCAAGAACAAAUUAGUGAAGAUAUCUAGUAAAAAUAAUGAGGUUCAAGAGCAAACAACAUCCGGUAAACCUAUUAAAAUGAAGACAAGCAAACAAUCUGAUAGUAGUUCUAAUGAAGCAAAUAAAAAAUCUCUUCAUCAAGAUUCACAAAAUAAUAAUGUUCCAGAAAAUUCAACUAAAAAUACAACUCCAAGUAAUAUAAAUGGAAAAACUUUGAUAGUCGAAGAAAAUUCUCUAAAUAUGAAUCUGAAUAAAGACAAUUCCAAAAAUACUGAAACCGUUAACUUAGGAAAUCAAAGAAAAAGUUCUUUGAAUACAUUUAAUUUCAUAGAAGAUAAUCAACCAAUAGAAACUGACGAAUGGAUUGUAUUUUUGACUAAAACAAUUCAGGAAGUGAUAAACGGUGAAAUGAUCUCACUUACACAGUCUACUCAGACGAAUGUAUUGGUAUCACCUCUGAAAAAUCCAAAUGCAAGUCCUAAAGUGAUUAGUUUUGUUACACGAUUGCUAUCAAUACCUUUUGUGGUAAAAGGAGUAACGUCAAGUUGUUUAUUAGAAAUUAGGAAAGUAUAUUCUGAAGUGAAAGUAGUUCCUAAUUUAGUGUAUGCGAUAAAACUUCUACUGCGCGAUUCUGGUAAUGAUUCUUCUUCAGAUACAACUUCGCCAAUAAACUCUCCUUUGCCACUUUCCGCAGAACGAUAUAGAAGAUUAUCAGAACUGACAAAUGAGGAUUUCCAAACAUUGGAAUACAUUUUUGUGCUCAUUGCUCAUCUCGUUCAUCUCGACGACGAAUUUUUGAUACAAUUUUGUGAUGCGGUUGUCGUAUUGUCAAUUUAUCUACUGAUGAAACUGUUCUUAUCAUUUACUUAUAAAACAAGCAUUCGAAUAGUAACUGACAUUCUGGCAGUUUUAACGCGAUUAAUGAGUAGAUUACCGGAAAAUAGCUACGUUAUAGAAAAAACUCUUUUAUCCAGCUCAGAUAAUCAGGAGAUGAAGCAGGUUAAUUUCGUAGAUCUGAUGCGACAUUCGGAUUCGUUAUUACGAGAAAGAACUUGUUAUUUUUUAUUAUGGUUCAGUAGAACUCAACAACUAAAUGUUAUUAAAAUAUUUUGGAAUUUUACUGUGAAGGAUACAUUAGAAGCAUUGGUUUACGAUUCUAUUGAAACUGUGAGAAAUGCUGCCGAGUAUGCUGUUUCAGAACUCAAAAAUAAAGAUUAUUAUAAAGAAGUGAAAUGAGUUACUAUAUAAACAUGAGUUGGAAAAGUUUGAUCAAAUUUCACUUAUUUCAAUGUCAAAUUUUGAGAGGUUGACGAUAAGAUAAAACCAAAGUACUAAUUUGCAAAGA
Diorhabda sublineata is the source of this 2316-nucleotide messenger RNA. RefSeq names its product serine/threonine-protein kinase fused (gene fu). Gene Ontology annotation, cellular component: cytoplasm. Gene Ontology annotation, biological process: protein phosphorylation. Lineage: Eukaryota; Metazoa; Arthropoda; Insecta; Coleoptera; Chrysomelidae. The record is from RefSeq and is a predicted model, not a curated record. The transcript is spliced from 11 exons. Bases 108 to 2207 code for a protein of 699 amino acids. Gene Ontology annotation, molecular function: ATP binding; protein kinase activity.